Messenger RNA from Spodoptera frugiperda (fall armyworm), 1216 nucleotides. RefSeq names its product phosphatidylinositol N-acetylglucosaminyltransferase subunit H-like. The record is from RefSeq and is a predicted model, not a curated record. Gene Ontology annotation, biological process: GPI anchor biosynthetic process. The transcript is spliced from 4 exons. Gene Ontology annotation, cellular component: glycosylphosphatidylinositol-N-acetylglucosaminyltransferase (GPI-GnT) complex. The coding region runs from base 150 to 755 and encodes 201 amino acids. NCBI's taxonomy places the organism in Eukaryota, Metazoa, Arthropoda, Insecta, Lepidoptera, Noctuidae.
GCUAUAAUUUAUAAAUGAAUCAAUAUUUUCUUGCUAAACUUAAGGUUAGGUUUGGUUUUUGAUUAAAACAAUAAAAACAAUGAGUGAAACAGUUAUUGUUUACUAAUAAAUGGAAAGUAGAAUAACAGCUCAAUAACGUAGUCUUAAAAAUGGCAAAUCAAAAACCCACUACGUCAUUAGAAUAUGAAAAUGUAAAUGGGAUAAAACUUGUACUAAAUGUUCAUAAAAGACAAACUCCACCGGACGCCAGAAUAUUUACAAUAACUUAUAAAAAUGUGAAGAGUAAUAGUUCCAAAAUAGGGGCAAAGGCGUCUCUGUUUCUAGCCAUUAUUUUCAAUUUAAUAGCUCUAUUUUAUGUAAGGAUAAGUCUAACAGCAAUAUUGGUUAUAAUAAUUGUAUUAUCUUUCUUAGUCUUCUUUUGGUUCACACACAGUGUUCAGUCAGAAAGCCUAAUAGUAAUACCGACAGUGUGUAUUCAAAGUACAGUGAAGUAUGUAUGGGGUCGAGAAGACACCUUCGUGGACUGGUCCAAUGUUGAUGAUGUUAUUAUCAAUGAAGUUAUUAAAAUGAAUCGAGUUUUAUAUUACCUUACUUUGUUGAAAAAGGAAGAUAAUCCAGAUUCAGUGCGACUGGUACCACUUUUUAAGUACACAAAACCAAGACUAGUAAUGCUUCAGAAGAUCUACUCGGAGAUACAAACAUUCCUGAUGGAUGCUCAAAAGGAGAGUGCUAUGGCUUCCGGAGACAAAGAAUAAAAGGAAUUCCACAUUUUAUUAAAAAAUAUCAGUUGUAGUUAAUACCAUUUGUCCACAAGGAAAUAUUUUUAUAAGUUAGAAAUCGCCAACCCGCAUUGUGCAAGUGUGGUGAUUAAUGCUCAAACAUUCUCCGUGCGAGAAGAGGCCUUUGGUCAGCAGUGGCUACUUAUAGGCUGUUGAUGUGGAAUGGGGGUACCUAAUAGUAUAGUUAAAAAUAGAAUAUUUUCCAAGUAUUUUUUUUUUGUUAAAUGUUUUAGUCACAAUUUUAUAAAUAAGUGUUAAAGUUAAUAGUAUAAUUGGCUAGUAAAAUAAUUGCAACGAAUUAAAUUAUUAUUAUGAGCAAUGGAUAAGUUAUUAUAGGUGAUAGGUAGCAAAUGUAGUAUUGGCUAGAUAGAUGCAAUGUUUUUGUAGUUUAAAAUAUUAUAUGAUAGAAGAUAGAACAUCUGAAUUAUGAUAGUUAA